CGGCUUGGGGGGAGGCCUGGGUCCGGGGCUGCUCCCGACGUGAACCUCCCUCCUCGGGCGCGGCCUGAAAUGCCUUAGCAGCCCUCUGCUCCCUCUCGGCAGGGACCCGGGGCCAGGCAGUGGCUUCCUUUCCGCCCGCUGCAGCCCGGCUUCGCGCCAUGAACAGGGUCCAGCUGAAGCGAUCUGCGAUCCUGAAGAUGGCCCUUGGAGGUGCGUCGGAGCCCCUGCUCCAGCAGCAAGAGGAGGAGGAAGAGGAAGAUGGCGAGGAGGGCGGCGGCGGCGGCGGCGGCGGCAGCAGCAGCAGCGAGCCCCCGUUCCUCUUCAGGGCCAUCCGGAUCGCCAUGGUGGUCUCUCUGUACUGGUUCGUCUCCAUCACGAUGGUCUUCCUCAACAAGUAUCUGCUGAGCAGCCCUUCGCUGCGCCUGGAAGCGCCGGUCUUCAUCACUUUCUACCAGUGCCUUGUCUCCGUCGUCAUUUGCAAGCUGCUCAGCCUGCUGGCCUCCUGCUGCCCGCCGGGCUACUUGGACUUCCCCUCCAUCCGGAUGGACCUCAAGGUCUCCCGCAGCGUCCUGCCCCUCUCUCUGGUCUUCAUUGGCAUGAUCACCUUCAACAACAUGUGCCUCAAGUUCGUCGGCGUGGCCUUCUACAACGUGGGCCGCUCCCUCACCACCGUUUUCAACGUGCUCCUCUCUUACUUGCUCCUGAAGCAAACCACUUCCUUGUACGCCCUUCUCUCCUGCGGAAUUAUCAUCGGUGGCUUUUGGCUUGGGAUAGAUCAAGAAGGAGCGGAAGGCACUCUGUCCUGGGCAGGCAUCAUUUUUGGGGUACUUGCCAGCCUCUGUGUCUCACUGAAUGCUAUUUACACUAAAAAAGUCCUCCCUGUUGUGGACAGCAGCAUCUGGCGUCUGACAUUCUACAACAAUAUCAAUGCUUGUGUCCUGUUUUUGUUCCUCCUGUUGUUCACAAAUGAGUUCUCCACACUCUACCACUUUGAUAAAUUGGGGAGCAUCCACUUCUGGGGCAUGAUGACUCUAAGUGGGGUAUUUGGUUUUGCUAUAGGGUAUGUGACUGGACUUCAGAUCAAAUAUACCAGCCCCCUUACACACAAUGUUUCUGGGACUGCAAAAGCCUGUGCCCAGACAGUGUUAGCUGUCUGCUAUUAUGAAGAAAUCAAGAGCUUUUUAUGGUGGACUAGUAACAUGAUGGUUCUAGGGGGCUCUUUUGCAUAUACCUGGGUAAAAGGGUUGGAGAUGAAGAAGGUGCAGGUAGAACCUCUUCCCAAAGCAAAUGAGAAAAAUGACACUAUGGUCUGAAUUCCCCCAUCCAGGAAUGAAAUGGAGCUUAACUGGGAAGAGAAAGAGAGAACUUAAUGUCUCAAGGCAAGAGAAUCCUGUGACUACUCAUGUAGGAAAUAAAAGACAUGCUGAGGUUUCCCACGUACUGCAUGUUUACUACAAUAAUCAUUGGAAAGGGGAAAGGAUGAAAUUUUCACAAGUGGUUUUCUUUUGCAAACAUCUUGCUUUACCUUUAGUAAAAUAAGGUAUAUGUUCUGUUAAAAAACAGCUUUAAACAAGUAAGAAUUGGUGGGUCCUUGCUCUACUUGCUUGAAGUUGAAUACAUUCUAUGUAGAUACUUUCUCUUCCUCUUUGUCUCCAUACAUCACACUUAGCAGUCCAGUGUGCUUCCUGGAGAGGCCUGAGAAUGGUUCUCUUAGAUUGCUUGCUCUCCUGCCUUUGUGGGGCAAACAAGAAAUACAGAUUUGCAACUUGCUUUGCUAAAAGGCAGUUUUGAUGCCAGGAUUCUCAAGCAUUUCUGCCAGUGCUGCUGAGCCCAUUAUCAUCCCUCUGGACAGCCUAACUGGAGAGGAAGUGAACUAAAGAAAAUAUGAAGGGGCAUUGAAAGGUCCUGUGGUCUGGCUUCUUCUAGAUCUAAAUGUCUUUAGGUAAUCAACUUUUCCCCAGCAUUGUUGAAGAAAUAGAUGUCAGUGGUUGUUUAAGGACCCUUAAAAGGUUAAAAUAUCAGCAUGUUCUUGCUCUUAAAGCAGUAGCAUUUUGUGAGUGGGUGGAUUUUUUGUUUUGGAUAUGCACUUUACUGAGAGGGCCUUCUUGGCUCCAGGAGCCAAAUUUCAUUGGAAUGUUUAGUUCCAUUUGCCAGGUUGCCUUUGCUAGUGCCCCCACCCUGUUCCCACUUCCCUAAUUUUGUGCUGGGAAAUACAUUAUCCAUUGUAGAUCUGCAGUUGACAAAUAUAUUUAAUACAAUUUUGAUUUGUUAGUUUCAAAAUGAUUAUGUUUUGUUUGCACCAGUAGAAAUGAUUGGGGAGUGGAGCAGAGGGCAUUGGUAGUUCUAGAAGAGGAUGAUUGUAGAUUGCCUCCUGACUCACAGGCAUAAUACCUUAUAACCAGCUCCAGAGGAAAAGCAGUAAAAGGCUGUUGGCCUUAUAGCCUGCUUAUAGAUUUUCUGGACACAUCCAGUUGGCCACUGUGCCACACAAACUCUAGACUAGAUGGGCCUUCAGUUUGAUUCAAAAAAGCUGCCCUUAUUUUCUUAGCCUAUGAAGAAUUGGAUAAACACAAAGGCAACCAUAGCUACCUCAAAGCAGAAGAUUCUUCCUGAAAGAGGGCUUAGUUUUUAAACCCUGCUUAAUGGUACACUAGAUUUUUAUUUCAACUUGUCAGCGAUUUGGAGUGCCAAGUCAAUUUCAUCUCGAUAUAUGAGAAUUGGUACCUGAGUGCCAUUCUGUGACAUCAUCAUCGUCAUUAUCAGCCCAAAUCAAGCCACCGUAGGAUGAAAGCCUCUUCAGCUGUUUUCCAACUGCUUUGAUGUGCUGCAGGUCAUUUCCAGUUAACACCCUUGAACCGAUUACAUCAUCUGCCCAGCAUUUCUUGAGGUGUUUUGUAGAUGUUUUAAGGUCAGUUGAUAUCAGAUCAAGAAUUAUUGCUGUCUAGUGUUGAACUGUUCAUUGUGCAAUAUGGUGGAAAAACUGAUGCACUUCCUAACCCAAAUUAAUUGAAGAGGUUAGGUUUCCACGCUUGUUUAUUCUAUAUAAAGUGUUUAUACACUCAGUCCCAAAUUGUUGAUUUAACCCAACUGUAACUGCUUUUGAAUGUUAUUUUCUUUGAGAUAAAAGAUUAUAUAAAUAAAACCAGCAGGAUGGAAAGUAAAGGAGCAGGAUGGUAAUCCUUUCAAAGCUGAAUAACUGGUUCGAUAAAAGAUACAAGAGUACAAAAUCUGACUUGCCUAUUAAGAGUCUCCCUUUGGUUUCAAGUAAGCCAGACACAUACAGGCACAAAAUGCAGUCUUGCCACAGUAAAAUGUGGGCAGGGGGCUUGUGGCUUUGAGUGCAACUUCAUAAUUAAAGCUGAAGUUGAAAGGAUUUAUUGAGCAAAGCAAAAGGAUAACUUUAACCACAAAGUCUAACAUGGACAAUAUUCACAGACGUGACAAUAUAACAAGGCAUAGCAACAGUCAAU
Messenger RNA from Python bivittatus (Burmese python), 3470 nucleotides. It is a transcript of the gene SLC35C1, whose product is annotated as solute carrier family 35 member C1. The record is from RefSeq and is a predicted model, not a curated record. Lineage: Eukaryota; Metazoa; Chordata; Lepidosauria; Squamata; Pythonidae.